This is a messenger RNA of Erigeron canadensis, 2589 nucleotides long. Its product is annotated as putative respiratory burst oxidase homolog protein H. Gene Ontology annotation, molecular function: NAD(P)H oxidase H2O2-forming activity; peroxidase activity; calcium ion binding. Lineage: Eukaryota; Viridiplantae; Streptophyta; Magnoliopsida; Asterales; Asteraceae. The record is from RefSeq and is a predicted model, not a curated record. The transcript has 14 exons. The coding region runs from base 1 to 2415 and encodes 804 amino acids. Gene Ontology annotation, cellular component: plasma membrane.
AUGGAUCACAAUGGAUACUCGGCUAUAUCUAGAGAUGAGGUGAAGUUAUCGGUCUCAGGGAGGCUAAGCAGGAACUUAAGCAAGUCAGCUAGCCGCAGGAGAUAUGAGGGACCAAAACUGGAAAGGCAAAGGUCGGGGGCAGCUAGAGGCCUCGAUGGCUUGAGGUUUCUCGAUAGGGUCAUGACUGGAAAAGAAGGGGAUGCAUGGUCGGCUACUGAGAAACGGUUUCAAAGAUUCUCAGCAGAUGGGAAGCUACCUAGAGAAAAAUUUGGGAUAUGCGUUGGAAUGGGUGAAGGUGAUUUCGCAUCAGAAUUGUUUGAUGCACUUGUGAGGCGAAAAGGGAUAGAUGGAUCCGAUGGGAUCACAUUAGAACAACUGAAAGUAUUUUGGGAAGAUUUGACCAAAGAUGACCUUGAUACACGAAUUCAUAUUUUCUUUGAUAUGUGUGACAAGAAUGGGGAUGGAUUGCUAACAGAGGAGGAUGUCAAAGAGGUCCUAAUAAUGAGUGCAUCAGCCAACAAGCUUUCAACUUUUAAGAGACAAGCCGGAACAUAUGCAGCUCUAAUCAUGGAAACACUCGACCCAGACCACUAUGGCUACAUAGAGAUGUGGCAACUCGAGACGUUACUGAAAACCAUGGCUACCCCCAAGGCUACAAGGAUGAACCCUGAUGACACAUCCGAUCUUGCAAAAACAAUGAUCCCAGAAGAUUAUAGGGAUCCAAUGAGAAAAUUCUUCACCAAAGUAUUUGAAUCCGGACUUGAAAACUGGAAAGUGUACUGGGUAUUAUUUCUAUUUUGGGAAAUGAACAUUGCGUUAUUCAUGUGGAAAUUCCACCAAUAUGCGCUAAUGCCAUCAUUUGAAGUCUUGGGGUAUUGUAGCUGCACAGCUAAGGGUGCAGGGGAGACUCUAAAAUUUAAUAUGGCUCUCAUUCUCCUACCGGUGUGCAGAAGAACACUUACAUCUAUCCGGGGAACUUUCCUUGGUAAAUUAUUACCUGUGGAUGAGAACAUCAACUUCCACAAAAUCAUUGCUCUCGCAAUUGUAAUAGGAACUAUAGUCCACACCGUGGCCCACAUGGCUUGCAACUUCAUUCACCUUUCAACUUGCCCUAAUAACCAAUUCAUGCGUGUUUUUGGAAAUUUGUUUGCCACGCAACCAAGUUACAUGGACUUGGUACUAAGCAUCCCGGGAUUAACUGGAAUCAUCAUGAUUAUGUUAAUGUCCAUUUGCUUCCUCUUCGCGACAAGUUCUUUCAGAAGAAAUGUUAUUAAGUUACCUCAUCCAUUCAGCAAUUUAGCUGGUUUCACUUCCUUUUGGUACACUCAUCAUCUGCUGAUAAUCGUUUACCUCUUGUUCAUCGCUCAUGGCUACUUCUUAGUCCUCACCAUAGGAUGGUUCAGGAAAACCACAUGGAUGUAUCUCAUACUUCCCAUGCUGUGUUAUGCGACUGAAAGGCUCAUUACAACUGAUCAUACACUGCACGUCGACAUCAUUAAGGCUAUUAUAUAUACCGGAAAUGUGCUAGCACUCUACAUGACCAAACCUUUAGGAUUCAGGUACAAAAGUGGAAUGUACCUCUUUGUACAGUGUCCACAAAUCUCUCGUUUUGAAUGGCAUCCUUUCACCAUAACUUCUGCUCCAGGAGAUGACUACUUAAGUGUUCAUAUUCGUACUUUGGGAGAUUGGACAAAAGCACUUCGGGAAGAAUUUGCAAAGGCCUGUGAGCCUCAGCUGCAGAUCCCAGCAGAAGGAAAUAUGGAGAAAAUGAAAACUAAUACUAACUUGUCCAUAGAGGAAUCACAAGCAAUUUAUCCUAAAAUUUACAUCAAAGGACCUUACGGUGCACCGGCUCAGCAUUACAAAGAUUACAACGUACUAUUACUAAUCGGCCUAGGAAUUGGAGCCACCCCAUUCAUCAGCAUUCUAAACGACCUCCUCCAUCACUUAAAACAAUCAAAACAUGAUUCACUUUUACUGCAGAAAUUUGGCGGAAGUCUGGAUAAAAGAGCUUAUUUUUAUUGGGUGACAAGGGAGCAGGGUUCAUUUGAAUGGUUCAAAGGUGUCAUGGAUGAUAUUGCGGAGCAUGAUCACGAUAACAUUAUCGAAAUGCAUAACUACCUUACCAGUGUGUAUGAAGAAGGGGAUGUGAGAUCCGCGCUUAUUUCUAUGGUGCAAUCUCUUCAGCAUGCCAAAGAUGGAGUUGAUGUAGUCUCCCAGAGUCGGAUCAAAACACAUUUUGCUAGACCUAACUGGAGAAAAGUGUUCCACAACUUGGCAAAAACACAUGAGGGUGCUAAAAUUGGUGUUUUCUAUUGUGGGGCUCGAGCACUCACACGACAGCUGAGAAAUCUUUGCAAAGAAUUUAGCCUACAAAACACAACUCGCUUUGAUUUCCAUAAGGAGAACUUCUAAAAGGAUAUGAAAAUAAACAAAUCUUUUUUCAUUCUGGCAUAAAGAGUUCAAUUGUAGGUCUCCAGGUUUUAAUCAAAGCUAUGACAAUUCUCAAACCUAACUCUUCUUCUGAUCCAAAAGAAAAAGAAUGAUGAGGAUCUAAGACCAUCUUGAUCAAGAACAUCGUUCACCCAA